Symbiodinium necroappetens is the source of this 624-nucleotide messenger RNA. Lineage: Eukaryota; Dinophyceae; Suessiales; Symbiodiniaceae. The record is from the annotation of a GenBank genome assembly.
AUGAAGAUGGGCAAGGUAAUCAUUGUGACCAAUGCAAUGGAACCUUGGGUGGAGACGUCUUGCAGGAACUUCUUGCCCGCCUUGAUGCCCAUCGUUUCGCAGGUGCAGGUCAUUUACGCCAGAUCAGUCUUCGACACCAUGACCUGCGAAGCUGCAAAGAAGCAGGCACGUGGUUCGUCACCUGGCCGAGCCCUGCCUGGUCUGUAUGCCGCGAAUGGCAUGAACAAGUUGAGCGGGUCGAGCCAGCGCAUGGCUGCGGCGCCCGUUGAUGAGAUGGCCCCACAAAGAUGGAAGGAAAUCGCCUUCGAGCAGGAGAUCACUGGCUUCUACUCUCGGUAUGCGCAUCAGAGCUGGAAGAACAUCAUCUCCAUUGGUGACUCUAUUUUCGAGCGUGAUGCUGUCCGAAGAGUGGUGAUCAACCGGCCCACUGCAAACAGAAAGUGUCGAACCAAAACUGCCAAGUUGCUAGAUGAACCGGAGAUCGACGAGUUGGUUGCCCAGGUGCGAGUGAUACACGAUGCGCUGGGGUUGAUGGUGCAGUAUGAUGGCAACCUCGACAUUGAGAUUGAUGAGGAAGACCUCAAACUAGAUCUCUCCCUGGCGGAGAAGAUCAUGGACCGGUGA